CCCUGCGCGCUGUGGGUGUGUUUCGGAAGGCGGGCGCGCGCGCGCUCACGUCGGAGGACCGGAAAGGAGGCGGGUCCGCGGCGGCGCGCGCUCCCGGAACGCGCGUACCGCAGACGGCGCGGAUCGCAGGGAGCCGGUCCGCCGCGGGAACGGGAACCUGGGUGUGCGUGUGGAGCCGGGGCUCGUGGGAGGCUGUCGCGAUGAACACGGUGCUGUCGCGGGCGAACUCGCUGUUCGCUUUCUCACUGAGCGUGAUGGCGGCGCUCACCUUCGGCUGCUUCAUCACCACCGCCUUCAAAGACAGGAGCGUCCCGGUGCGGCUGCACGUCUCGCGGAUCAUGCUAAAAAAUGUAGAAGAUUUCACCGGACCUAGAGAAAGAAGCGAUCUGGGAUUUAUCACAUUUGAUAUAACUGCUGAUCUAGAAAAUAUAUUUGAUUGGAAUGUUAAGCAGUUGUUUCUUUAUUUAUCAGCAGAAUAUUCAACAAAAAAUAACGCUCUGAACCAAGUUGUCCUGUGGGACAAGAUUGUUUUGAGAGGUGAUAAUCCGAAGCUGCUGCUGAAAGAUAUGAAAACAAAAUAUUUUUUCUUUGACGAUGGAAAUGGUCUGAAGGGAAACAGGAAUGUCACUUUGACCCUGUCUUGGAAUGUCGUACCAAAUGCUGGAAUUCUACCUCUUGUGACAGGAUCAGGACACGUAUCUGUCCCAUUUCCAGAUACAUAUGAAAUAACGAAGAGUUACUAAAUUAUUCUGAAUUUGAAACAACAUAUUUUUAUACUUAAUGAAUUAUAUCUCAUUUAUCUCUUCCCUUGCAUCUUCAUUUGUUGUUAGUUUUUUCGUUGUUGUUGUUUUGUUUUUUUCGGUAUAAGACCUAACAUCAAAAGGCCUGUUUGAAGGGAAAGGUUAAUGGGCUACUUAAUUUUACAAACAAAACAGAAACCAAGGCUGUCACAGUGAAGUAUAAUCUUACAAGAAUAAGAACUACAUAAAAAGGAUUGUAAAAAAUACAUAUUUGAAGUAUUCCCUGUAUUUCUGUUACUUUUUAUGGAAUAUAAAGUGAGCAUGAAGGGUAGUUGAAACUUUCAGUUGCCUAUAGAGUCAUAAUAACUCAGUAUUUUAUGCCUUGCAUUCAUGCAAGUUCACAUUGGAUGUGAUUUAAAACUAGAUAUUCUCUUUUAUCUUUUUAAGGAUAUGUUUGAAUACUGGUAAAUUAAUAUGGUUACUUGUUGGAAGUCUGGUUUAUAAAAAAGCCAAAAGUAAUGGAAUUUUAUUCCAUUUGUCUUAGGCAGGCCCAUAAUAUUUGUUUUUCUUACACGUGACUAGCAAUUUUGUCCACUUAAAGACUAAAUACCUCUUUAUAUGCUGUAAAUCAUCUAAUUCAUUUUUAAAUAUUUUAGGUCAACCAAAUGUGUGUCUUCAGUGCUUUCUCUAAAAAUGUUCCUUUAUAGCUUUGUACAUUUUUUAAGCAUUGCCAUUGAAAGUUGAAAAUGUUUGCAUGGUUUAUCCUCGUGAGUUAUGUUUCUUCUAGUGAGCAUGUCUACUGCCACUAAGUGAAUUAUUUACGACUUUUUGUAGGUCCCUAUUUUAAUUAUUGGGAUAAUAAUUGUGGUAUGCUUUCCAUUUACAAACCACUCAUAUACUUUAGUGUAUGUCAUACUUAAUAAUCUAACAAGGUAAGUGGUAUAAGUGUUAGCUCUUUGCAGAUGAAGAAACUGAAACCCAGAAGUUUAUUGAAUCGUUACAUAGUGAGCAAGGAGUGGAGUUAAAACUUGAACUCAGAUCUUCUAAUUCUCUGAGCUCAUCCUUUCUUUUAUACCUCAGAUUGCAGACUAAUAAAUUAUCACUUAUAACCUUCUGAUAUCUUUUUUGUGACCCUGGAAACCCUUUCUAUCACUCCUAGAAAAGAUCUCUCAUUUUAUAUGGAAAUGACUAAUUUUCAGGCUGCCAGCUUAUAUCGAGGUAAUAUUUUAUUCUCUGCGUAAAUUCAUUUCACUUAGAUUAAAAGCAUAAGGAUAUCUACAUAUAUGUAAAAAUAAUCAAUACAUAAUACAUGAUUGAAUACAUGAUCAUAUUUAACAUGAUUUUUUUUUUUUCUGCUGUGGAGAAAUAAACAUCCUCAAAUUAGCAACUGCAAAUCAGUUACCCUUAGAAAAGCAAGACCAAACACUGUAGUUACACUGUUAGCAGUAACCAAAAAGGGCUAAUAUUUUCUAAGAAUAGUUUAAUAACAAACAUUUGUUAUAUUUACUUUAUAUGAAAUACAUCACUAAUUACAUUAAUUUUAGCAUC
Saimiri boliviensis boliviensis (Bolivian squirrel monkey) is the source of this 2288-nucleotide messenger RNA. It is a transcript of the gene SPCS3, whose product is annotated as signal peptidase complex subunit 3. The record is from RefSeq and is a predicted model, not a curated record. Gene Ontology annotation, biological process: protein targeting to ER. Gene Ontology annotation, cellular component: membrane; signal peptidase complex. NCBI's taxonomy places the organism in Eukaryota, Metazoa, Chordata, Mammalia, Primates, Cebidae.